This is a messenger RNA of Penicillium cataractarum, 1620 nucleotides long. RefSeq names its product putative spindle poison sensitivity protein Scp3. The transcript is spliced from 3 exons. NCBI's taxonomy places the organism in Eukaryota, Fungi, Ascomycota, Eurotiomycetes, Eurotiales, Aspergillaceae. The record is from RefSeq and is a predicted model, not a curated record. Gene Ontology annotation, molecular function: metal ion binding; ubiquitin protein ligase activity. Gene Ontology annotation, biological process: protein polyubiquitination. The coding region runs from base 1 to 1620 and encodes 539 amino acids.
AUGCUCUCGGCCUCUCGCCCUCCUGCCCGUUCCAAUCGUCCUGAAAUGAGAGGUCGUGCACCUCUGCCGGUGCCCUCGGGCCUUCAAAACGGCCAUUCCCGCAAUCCUUCUAGCCUCGACAUGGCUCGCAGCCCGCCCAACCCGAGCAAUAAGAACACUAAGCAUGUUCCUUGCAAAUUCUUCCGUCAAGGCGCUUGUCAGGCCGGCCCCGCUUGUCCGUUCCUGCACUCGACCGAUGCCGCAAUCGACUAUGCGCCAUGCAAAUACUUCACCAAGGGUAACUGCAAGUUCGGCGCAAAAUGCGCUCUCGCGCAUAUCCUUCCUGACGGCCGUCGUGUGAAUCGAGCUAGUGGUGGUGGCGGUGGUGGUAUGGGUAUGGGUGGUGGUAGUCACUUGAACCUGGGCGGCCGAGUCAACCCGCAGGCAUAUGUUAAUCAGGACUCUGCCCUGACGAACUCGGUCCUCUCGCAGCAGCGUCUGAAUGGUCACGAGCCAAGAUACCCCCAGCAGCUUCCCCCGCAAGACGAGUCCGGCUUCGUGCAGGCUCAGCAGCAGCAGGCACCUUAUGAUGCGAUCCCCACAAUCGAUACCGGACUCGCCUCCGAUGCCGGCUCCAAGUACGGCUCCCCCGUGGAUGAUGUGCGCUUCCCCAUGUCGCCUAGUGCCCGCCAUCUAACGGCGUUGGAUGCCCCGCUCCCCGCGUCAUUUGAUAGCCAGGGAAUUUCUCAUGCGGCUCGCUAUGGCCCCGUCGCUGCUUCGGUGCCCUCCAAAUUCGGCCUCGGGGAACUAUCCUCCCCUCCGGCUCAGCGAAUGGGCCCCUCGGAUCCGUUCCGCAAUAUUCGUGAUGUCGGCUACGACAUGCGGAAGCCAUCGUCAAACAUUGGAUCUUCUCCCCCAGCACCUGAAGAUUCCGUCGGUCCCCGGUUCUUGCACUCUUCUCGCUCCGUCAAGCCCCGCAUUCUAUCUGCGAGUGUUCCUCGCCCAGCUUUGCUUGACGAUUGGGAUGAGAACUUCCCCAUGGAGGAGGACUAUCUGCCUAUGAACCUGCACGAUGAUGUUCUCACACCACAGGAGAAACUCCGCCGUCUUUCCCGAACGGACCACGACCUCAGCUCGAGUCACCGCGAGAUCGGGGGUCUUGGUAUGACGAGCACCAGCUUCUCGAAGAAUGGCUCGCCGCUCGCAUCUAGUCCAUCUCGCUUCGGUGCCUUGUUUGCCAAGCAACGACAGAAGAAGGAAGAGGAUUCCAUCGGCUCAUCCUUCCCCCACAUUGGCUCUCCGCUCCGCGAAUCGUCAUUGAACCCUAUCGGUAGCCCCAGCUUGGGCCCAAUUGGCAGCCGCACCUCGUACGAUAACUCGCCAUUUGUCUCCAGCCCUGGUCGCCAGUCUUCCAUGUCCAUGAUCUCUGAACAGCUGAGUGGCCUUUCCCUCCACCCCGGUUCGGCCCGCCACUCUUCCGUCGGGCCGGGUCGCCUCGAUCGCACCAUUUCUUCAACAACCAGCAAGAUCGAGGAGGAGGAACAGAGUGACUUGGUCUUCUCCAUGGAGGAGGAAGAGGGAAACAAGCGCAACAGCUCUUCCUGGAACUCUGAGAGCAAGGAGAGCUCGAAUGACUCUUAA